CCUUGCUCGAUUUCCAAAUAUGCUGAGUCUGAUACCGGUGAUUUUGGGUGCAUGUACAGGCUUCGUCUCCGCGACAGCUUCCACACCGCUCGUUCCACGUCAAUUCAGUGACAUCAACCCAACAUCAGGAUGCUCUUCCCAGUGCGCCGGUCUCGCUGAUCCCGUGCGUGCAGCAUAGUUAUUCCAUGCUGAUUUCGCAUAUAUCGAUCCCUGGCGCUCAGUCACAAAGCCCAUCCCUGGCGACUCUCUGCACAGCAACGAUCGUGGCCGAUCUCGCCACGUGCUACGACUGCAUCGUCGCGCAAUCCAACGGCGUGCUCACAGCUGACACGGCGCAGCUGGCUGUCAACGCCUUUGUGCAGAGCUGCCAGCUGCAAGGCAUCGCGCUCAGCUCGGCGACCGUCUCGGGCGCCUCGCUCGCGGGCACAGGACUCCCAGACACUACGGACCUGUCGGGUACUGGCUUUGCAGGCUCAACAACCUCGGUGUCGUCGACGAUUGACUCGACACCAGUGGUCGUGCCGACGCUCGCCCAGAGCACGACUGGUGUUACCUCUCAGACGAGCAGCUUCCCUCCAAGCUCCACGUCGGGAUCUACAAGCCCAGCCACCAUUCCUGGCUUGAAGGGGGGCGCUUCCUCUCUCACGAUUUCCAGAUGUACAUUUGGUUUCGCAGGGAGUCUUGGUCUUUUCCUAGUUAUUUAGCUCCAUGUGUUAGAACAGGAUGAGCGGUUGAUCGGAGUUGACAAGAUCUGAGCUCGGAGCUUUCGUUCAAUUGAAACUCAUACCAAAAUCUACCUCAUUACGUGCGUUGGAUCAAAU
Mycena citricolor is the source of this 821-nucleotide messenger RNA. Lineage: Eukaryota; Fungi; Basidiomycota; Agaricomycetes; Agaricales; Mycenaceae. The record is from the annotation of a GenBank genome assembly.